Messenger RNA from Monosiga brevicollis MX1, 728 nucleotides. RefSeq lists its product as uncharacterized. Gene Ontology annotation, cellular component: nucleus. The record is from RefSeq and is a predicted model, not a curated record. Gene Ontology annotation, biological process: subtelomeric heterochromatin formation. Lineage: Eukaryota; Choanoflagellata; Craspedida; Salpingoecidae. Gene Ontology annotation, molecular function: histone H4 acetyltransferase activity. The transcript is spliced from 9 exons. The annotation marks the transcript as partial.
CGUUAAAACCAGAAGGAAAAAAAAAAAUAAAAAAAAAGAAGAAAUAUGGAACCGCCGAAUCACGAGGACGACGAGCCACUGGGCCCGCACCUUGUCUGGGCCGACGCCGUCACGACCAUUGAGCUCUACACCAAUCGUCAAGAGGUUGAGAGCGGCGAGGGCGAUGUGUGCUACCCUGAGUAUACUCACCAGGUCUUUGGUGAAACGGAGAAAAUCUAUGGUUAUGACAAUCUGCGCGUUCGGCUUCUAUACGGUGCCGGAAGCCUGUUGACGUCAUUGUGCAUUGAAUAUGGCCAGCGCGUGGAGUCAGACGAGACGGGCGUGGAGGCUGACAAUGUCGAGGCAGCUAUGCUCGAGUGGCUGCCCGAAGAAGAACCGUGCUUGCGUGGAGUUGAGGCCUUCAAGGCGGCCGUGGAUCAGGCAGAAGCCAAGUUUACACCUCCCGGCAUCAAGCAGCACGAGUAUCACGAUCAUGCUGGCAACACCAUUGAAGUGUACCUGGGUCGACCUUCUGAUCCCAGUGUUCAUGCCUACCAUCAACGCGCCCAGACGUUUACCCUGUGGGCCAUCGAGGCCGCCAGUUACAUUGAUCUUGAGGACGACAAGUGGCACAUGCUUUACGCGUUUAUGCGCAUUCCAGAGGGGGACGGCUUUCGGCAUGCAUUGGUGGGCUUUGUCACCCUGUACACGUAUUAUGCCUAUCCGGCCAACCUGCGGCCACGCAUCAG